CACUCAUUCGAAAAGGAGCAUCAUGGUCCCGCCACUUCCAGUCUUCCUCCGCUUCUAAGGUGCAAAACACGCGAGGUGCUCAAUGGAGUUAAAGGAGCAAGCCAUCCUCGAGAGGUGCGAGGUGUAAACCCGGGUGUUUCUUUUCAAAGUUUCAAAGGCAUCAUUUCUCCCAUGUACUGCCACUGCCAGUUAAAAAAAAAAAACUUUUUAAUAAAAAAUAAAAAUCCCAACCACCGUCUUCUCCAUUACAGCUUCUCUCAGAAGCCCCUGCAAUUCCCCCUUUCUCUGUUUAUGUAUUUAUUCGUACAUACAUGUAUAUGUAUAUAUGGCUUGGUUACUGUACGGCCGGCAGUAUCCUGUUCUUUUGGAAUUUGAUAUAUAGAGGCUGAGACUAUUUUCUAGAGAGAGAGAAAGAGAGAGAGAGGGAGAUAUUUUUGAAUUGAAGAUGAAUGUGGCAGGGAGACAAAUGUCGAGAUCCAGUUCGACGGCGCAUCACCACCGGCAGUAUUCCGAUAAUUUCCUUGACAAUGGCAGAUGGCUUCAAUCGGCUUCGCAGGACUUCGGAUACGGCUCAAGGAUGAACCGGAGCAUGCUGUCAAUGGACCCGUUGACGCCUCCGGUUUGUUCGCGGUCAUCGAGUAUGAGGAAGAUUGGCGAUGAUUACGUGUCGCCGUGUGAGCUCAGCCCUGGCUUGCUCGAUCUGCAUUCUUUUGAUACUGAGCUAUUGCCUGAGGUGUCCGUUCCCAGCCUACAUGAGGGAUACUUGCAUAAUCAACCUGCUCGUGGUAAAAGUUUUGAUGACUCCGAAUCUUAUCUUGCAGCCAGCAAACUGACAAGCACAGCCCGAAAUUUGCCUGAGAAUAACUUUCUUAAAAGUUUCUUAGGGGACAAAGAAAGAGCCAACAAUGUUGCAAAGAUCAAAGUCUUGGUACGCAAGAGACCAUUAAAUAAGAAGGAAACAUCAAAGAAAGAGGAAGAUAUCAUUACCAUAGAGCCAAAUUCCAAUGCUCUCACGGUUCAUGAAACCAAACUUAAAGUUGACCUAACAGAAUAUGUGGAGAAACAUGAAUUUGUUUUUGAUGCUGUGCUGAAUGAAGGUGUUUCAAAUGAUGAAGUGUACUCUGAGACUGUGGAGCCUAUAGUUCCUCUAAUUUUCCAUAGAACAAAAGCAACCUGCUUUGCAUAUGGGCAAACAGGGAGUGGAAAGACUUAUACCAUGCAACCAUUGCCUCUCAAAGCUUCCCAAGAUAUAUUAAGACUAAUGCACCACAUGUACAGGAACCAGGGAUUUCAAUUGUUUGUCAGUUUCUUUGAGAUAUAUGGAGGGAAGCUUUUUGAUCUCCUCAAUGAUCGGAAAAAGCUUUGUAUGAGGGAAGAUGGGAAACAACAAGUGUGCAUUGUGGGUUUGCAGGAAUUCAGAGUAUCAGAUGUUGAGGCAAUCAGGGAGUUCAUUGAGAAAGGAAAUGCCACUAGAAGCACUGGUACAACUGGUGCGAAUGAGGAAUCCUCCCGAUCACAUGCUAUACUUCAGCUUGCCAUCAAGAGAUCAGUUGAUGGUUCUGAAUCAAAGCCUGCUCGACUUGUAGGAAAGUUGUCUUUCAUAGAUCUGGCUGGAAGUGAGCGCGGUGCAGAUACUACUGAUAAUGACAAACAAACGAGAAUGGAAGGUGCUGAAAUUAACAAGAGCUUACUGGCUUUGAAAGAAUGCAUUAGAGCUCUUGACAGUGACCAGGGUCACAUUCCCUUCAGAGGGAGUAAGCUGACUGAAGUUCUUAGAGAUUCGUUCGUUGGUGACUCACGCACUGUUAUGAUAUCAUGUAUUUCACCAAGCUCAGGAUCAUGUGAACACACUCUUAAUACACUAAGAUAUGCUGAUAGGGUGAAGAGUCUUUCAAAAGGGAACAACUCCAAACGGGAUCCACUGUCUUCUUCAAACCUUAGAGACUCAACUGCAUUGCCUUUGACAUCAGCUUUGCCUAAUGAAGCAACCUUUGAUGAUAACAUAGCUGAUGUUCCCAAUGGAAAGAACAUGUUUGCAUGGGCUAAACCAACAGAAAGGGAAACAUCUCCGACGUUUAAUUUGGAUCGUGUUCCAAGUGGCAGGGCAGAGGGACAUGCAGCUGCAUCCGUGUAUUCAGAUUAUUACAAGUCCCAGACAGGUGGUCAAAACGGCAUUGCUGAGGAUGAUUUUGAUUACACAAAGGAAGCUUUUGAACAAGAAAAACCAUUAUGGAUGAACAAUAAUAAAGCAGAAAGCUAUGAAAUUUCAGCUUUGGAGGAUAAGCGAAGAAAUGAUGCUCCAAUGAAAAGGAGAGAUGUCCCACACUUUUUGGCAAAUAAUUCUCACUCAGAUGAUAAUCAUCUGAAUGCCCUGUUGAAGGAAGAAGAAGAUCUUGUAUCUGCCCACCGUAAACAAGUGGAGGAGACAAUUGAUAUUGUUAGGGAGGAGAUGAACUUGCUAGUUGAAGCUGAUCAACCAGGCAAUCAGCUGGAUGAUUAUAUCUCCAAGUUAAAUGCGAUUCUUGCACAGAAGGCUGCAGGAAUUCUACAACUGCAGACUCGUCUGGCUCAAUUUCAGAGGCAUCUGAAUGAACAUAAUGUUUUGGUAUCUUCAUAUGGUAAUUGAUCAGAUCUUGGAGAGUGCAAAUGAAUGCAGUUACUUAUGAGUGCAAAUAUUGGGAGGCAGGUGAAGUGAUGACUCCAUUUCUUCAUUGAUGGUGGUUUCUGCAUUGUAACCACACGUGGUUACAGAGAAAUAAUGCUUUUUUGGGGACAGUGGUUAGCGGCGGAGCCUUGUCUGUUUGCCUAUUAUUAUUAUUAUUAUUAUUGUAUAAUCAGUAACUAUUCUGACUUGAGUUAAAAGAAACCUGAUAAUUAUGCCUGUGCUCACUGGCUUCUUUUUGUAACAUGUGUGGCACUGUAAUAUAUUUUUGGUAAAAAUAUCUUGUUUGGU
Hevea brasiliensis (rubber tree) is the source of this 2953-nucleotide messenger RNA. RefSeq names its product kinesin-like protein KIN-13B. Lineage: Eukaryota; Viridiplantae; Streptophyta; Magnoliopsida; Malpighiales; Euphorbiaceae. The record is from RefSeq and is a predicted model, not a curated record. The transcript is spliced from 12 exons. Gene Ontology annotation, molecular function: microtubule binding; ATP binding; microtubule motor activity. The coding region runs from base 446 to 2626 and encodes 726 amino acids. Gene Ontology annotation, biological process: microtubule-based movement.